This is a messenger RNA of Nanorana parkeri, 705 nucleotides long. RefSeq names its product HLA class II histocompatibility antigen, DM beta chain-like. The coding region runs from base 1 to 705 and encodes 234 amino acids. The record is from RefSeq and is a predicted model, not a curated record. Gene Ontology annotation, biological process: immunoglobulin production involved in immunoglobulin-mediated immune response; positive regulation of T cell activation; peptide antigen assembly with MHC class II protein complex. Lineage: Eukaryota; Metazoa; Chordata; Amphibia; Anura; Dicroglossidae. Gene Ontology annotation, cellular component: MHC class II protein complex. The transcript is spliced from 5 exons. Gene Ontology annotation, molecular function: MHC class II protein complex binding.
AUGGGGACAAUCGGGGCUGACAGCAAGAGAGGAGAGCUGAGGGCUAAACCAUCUGUGGAGGUCUUUUUACCAGUUCAGUUACAUCCUGACAGUCUCCCGGUGCUGGUCUGCCAGGUGUGGGGCUUUUACCCCCAAAAUAUCAGUGUUGCCUGGUUUAAAAAUGACAAGUUGGUCAAGAACUACACAGAGGCUGUGAGGACCGGAGACUGGACCUACCGCAUUUUGGCGACCCUGGAUUUGAGGAAUUCCCUCCCUGAAAACAACUACACCUGCUUGGUCAAUCACCCGAGCCUGGACACACCAAUAGUGAAGACCUGGAAGCACGGCUUGACCAACAUACAGAUCAUUAAGAUCAGUGUCGCGUCGGUGGUCUUCGCGUUGGGACUCGUCUGCCUCAUUACAGGAAUAGCUUUUUGGAAGAAUGCCAAGAGAAGCGGUUACUCUCCCAUUCCAGGAUAUAAUGCUGUCAAGUUUUCGGCAGAGAUGUUUCUCUUCUCACUGAGGAAGAACUUUGCACAGACCACACCUAGUUUGGGGUGUGACAACAGCUUCUUUUUGCAUCUCCGGAGGUGUGAGAGUUGUCAAAAGAAUUCUGCAAAAACCCAUUCUAUCGUACACCCCCUCAGUGGAGAUAACUUGUAUUCAGUUUCGGAGGUCAAGGCUCCAACCAUCUGCGAUGUGAAGAACACUCUUAGGUUAUCUUAG